AUGGGUCCCGCCGAUCAACGUCACCUGCUCCGAUUAGCUUUAUCUUGCCGGAAAAUCUGUGCUCAGGUAACCAACUCCGGCACCGAUUCCAUCGUCGCCAUGGCCUCAUCCACUGAACAAGAAUUCAUGGCUCAUUAUCGAUCCAAACUCACCACGUUUCCCAGGUCACUCAAAUUUUGGGACGCCAAGAUCGCUUCGAGAAUCGGUGAAAAACUAGGGUUUCGUCUCAACGACAUAGGCAUCUCCCACCUCGAAAUUGACCUCGCUGAAGAGCUGUCACGCCCGAUUCAUUACCGGAAAAUGGUCAUCCCGUUCUUUCAUUCCGUCAAACGUGCUGGAAUUAGCGUCUCUGGUUCAGAACAAUUGGAAUCUCAGGCGUAA
Molecule: messenger RNA, 381 nt
Organism: Lactuca virosa
Lineage: Eukaryota; Viridiplantae; Streptophyta; Magnoliopsida; Asterales; Asteraceae
Source: the annotation of a GenBank genome assembly